This is a messenger RNA of Schistosoma guineensis, 2727 nucleotides long. The record is from the annotation of a GenBank genome assembly. Lineage: Eukaryota; Metazoa; Platyhelminthes; Trematoda; Strigeidida; Schistosomatidae.
AUGGCCUCGUUUUUUGAUGUCAGCUCUAAGAGGAAAGAUAAAAAAGAAGAGGAAGAAGGCUACGGAGCAGUGUAUGCUAAGCUGGAUAAAUCUGUGGUUUUGCAAGAAGCCCGCUUGUUUAAUCAAACAACACUUAACCCAAGGAAAUGUGUGCACAUAUUGACUAAAAUUCUAGUGAUUUUGGAGCAGAGUGAAAAGUUGGGGAAGGUAGAGGCCACGGAUGCUUUUUUCGCAAUGACCAAGUUGUUUCAAUCCAAUGACCAAAAUCUUCGUCGCAUGCUUUACCUAGUGAUUAAAGAAUUGUCUGCUGUUGCUGAUGACGUGAUUAUUGUUACUAGCAGCUUAACUAAAGAUAUGACCGGCCCAGAAAUUGCUUUUCGAGGUCCUGCAAUUCGGGCGCUUUGCACUAUUACGGAUGCAGCGAUGGUCCAAAGUAUUGAACGCUACCUAAAACAGGCUGUAGUAGAUAAGUCUCCUGCAAUAGCAUCAGCUGUGUUGACGUCAGCAUAUAAGUUAAUGGAUGUUUGUCCGGAUAUAAUCAAAAGAUGGACGAAUGAAGUACAAGAAGCUGCAUCGGGCUCUCGUAUAAUGGUACAAUAUCAUGCUCUUGGUCUGUUGUAUUUAAUUCGUCAAUCUGAUCGACUUGCUGUGACGAAAAUGAUUCAAAAGUUUACUCGGUCUACUUUGAGAUCCCCUUACGCCUACUGUCUCAUGAUAAGGAUAGUAGCAAAGCAGUUGGACGAAGAUGGGCACUCGAAUAAUCCACAAUUAUAUGAGUUUUUGGAGUCAUCUCUUCGCCAUAAAUCGGAGAUGGUCAUAUAUGAAGCAGCUCGAGCAAUAAUUAGCCUCCGAAACUUAACAGCUAAAGAGUUAGCACCUGCUGUGGGUGUUUUACAACUACUUUGUACGUCUUCCAAACCUGCGUUACGAUAUGCUGCUGUACAUACGUUAAAUGCUGUCGCCAGUAACCAUCCUGCAGCGGUAACUGCAUGUAAUCUCGAUCUUGAGCAACUAAUCGGUGAUCCUAAUAGAAGCAUUGCAACACUUGCAAUAACAACUUUACUAAAGACGGGUAACGAGUCGAAUGUUGAACGUUUGCUAAAACAUGUAUCUCCGUUCAUGAGUGAAAUAAGCGAUGAAUUUAAAAUAGUCGUAUUGGAAUCUAUUCAUGCAUUAGCAACAAAGUACCCCAAAAAGUAUACAGUGUUAUUAAACUUUUUAUCUGGACUUCUUCGUGAUUCGGCUGGAUACACUUUUAAGAAAGCAGUUGUGGUUGCUAUCGAAUCAAUUAUCAAACAAAUUCCAGAAGCUAAAAGUAUAGGUUUGUUACAAUUAUGUGACUUCAUAGAGGAUUGUGAACAUGUUAAACUAACACAGCGUAUACUCCAUCUGUUGGGACGGGAGGGACCCUACCUCAAACGUCCUCGUCAAUUUACUCGUUACAUUUACAAUAGAGUUAUGCUUGAAUCAGCUCCCAUUAAGUGCACAGCUACAACAGCUCUGGCGAGGUUUGCUGCACACAAUGAGGAAUUACUUCCGAGUAUUCUUGUACUUCUUAAACGAAUUAUGAUUGAUGAAGACGAUGAGGUUCGUGAUCGCGCAGCUUUCUACCACUAUAUUUUAUCACAUAACCAAGUAGCGUUAAAAUCUGCUUACCUUUUAAGUGAAGAAAUGCAUCUAAGUCCAUCUGGUUUAGAGCGUGCUUUGUUGGAUUAUGUGCACAACUCACACACAGUUGCUGGUAGUCCUUUCUCUUUGGCGACAGUCCCAAUAGCUGAUAUUGUUCAGCCAAAUGAUCUUAGUUCUGCCAUUGAAUCGGAUGUUGUAAAGAUUAAAGCUAAAUCUAAUACGAUGGCUGGUGAAGGUCGAAACGCAUCACUUGCUUCUCAGAUGUCAGGGAAACGUAUUCAAGAUUCAUUUGCUGAGCAGCUGGCAUCUAUACCCGAAUUUUCUGGUAUUGGCUCCAUAUUCAAAUCUUCUUCCUUAGUAGAAUUAACUGAAUCUGACACUGAAUAUGUAGUAUCAUGCAUAAAACAUUUAUUCUCAAGGCAUUUAGUCUUGCAGUUUGAUUGUGUCAAUACAAUGGCAGACCAAGUCUUGGAGAAUGUCUAUGUUUCGUGUGAGCCGGACGAUCCCAUGUUUAACAUUGUCUGCACAGUACCUUGCAAAAGCUUAAAAUAUAAUUCUCCCGCUGUGACGUAUGUUCUAGUUGAGUUGCCGGAGGAUCUAGAAUGUCAUUCUGCUACAUUUAUCAACAUAUUGAAAUUUACUAUCAAAGAUAUUGACUCUGAUCCUUCGGAUCCUGGUUUGCCAGACGAAUAUCAAUUGGAAGACCUGGUCCUAGGUAUUUCAGACCAUAUUCAACGUGUUUCGAAACAGAACUUUACAUUGGCUUGGCAGGAACUCAGUCCUGAAACUGAAGUAGAGGAAACGUAUAUGCUGGUGAAGCACAAAACUAUUAAAGAAACGAUGCGUCAAAUUAUCGAACACCUUGGACUUCAGCCUUGUGAUCAAACUGAUCAUAUGCCUCAUGAAGGAAAGUCAUCUCAUCAGCUCCUUCUGUCCGGAGUAUAUCGUGGUGGGUACCAAGUUUUGGCCUUAUGUAAACUUGCUAAAGUAUUGUCUGAUGCAUCCCUUCAUUCAAACGAACAGGGUGUAACUUUCCAAAUCACAGUACGUUCAUCUGAUCCCGUUGUUAGCCGAAUAAUAGCUGAUGCCAUCGGUUGA